Molecule: messenger RNA, 673 nt
Organism: Pseudocercospora fijiensis CIRAD86
Lineage: Eukaryota; Fungi; Ascomycota; Dothideomycetes; Mycosphaerellales; Mycosphaerellaceae
Exons: 1
Coding region: 135-404 (89 amino acids)
Source: RefSeq, a predicted model, not a curated record
CAAGAAUUCGCACUAGAGAUCCGUCUGUGUGCAAACACUUCUUCGUCCGCCAAACCACUCGAAUCUCAGAUCCCAAGCAAUACUCAAGCAGCAGUCAGCGACCGUUCCUCAUCACCUGUGCUUCCGCCUGCUUGAUGCUAGGAGUAGAACACAAGACGAUGGCUGCUAAAACCCACCCUUCUGAAUUGUGGGCAUUUGUAUUGUCUGUCGGUGCUGGAACCCUGCGAACCAUUCUUCAAUGGCUGGCACUGUGUGCCACUAAGAAGGGCAGAGUCGCAUUUCAAGAGGUUUCUACCGCCUUCAGGUAUGUCGACGGUGUGGCCACAUUUGGUGAAUCGACGCGGCGCGGGUUUGAUUUCAGUACACAUCGUAAGAGACUCUGGGAUCAAGAGCGUGGGUACUAGAAUGUCAUGAGGACUGUUCUGCAGGGAAGAGACUAUGGCGGGCGAGGUGGCCUAUAUAGAACUAAACUGCUCGGAGCUCAACGAUUAUCCAGGUGCGAGGCACAGUGAACAGAUGAGCACGUAAGACACCUAAGGAAUCCAUCGCGAUAAGCUGACUGUAGAGUAUUUUGCGUAAGCGAGUAUUUGGGCGCUUAGCCAGCGUGGCACCUGUCUGCGUCUAUAUUGCAAAGCCGGACAGCCGGCUAUAACUAGGAUCCUUAUCCAACCAC